This is a messenger RNA of Kickxella alabastrina, 1263 nucleotides long. RefSeq names its product PLC-like phosphodiesterase. Gene Ontology annotation, biological process: lipid metabolic process. Gene Ontology annotation, molecular function: glycerophosphodiester phosphodiesterase activity. The record is from RefSeq and is a predicted model, not a curated record. The transcript has a single exon. The coding region runs from base 1 to 1263 and encodes 420 amino acids. Lineage: Eukaryota; Fungi; Kickxellomycota; Kickxellomycetes; Kickxellales; Kickxellaceae.
AUGAGGAUCUGGUCACCCAUCUCCAGCACAGCUUCACUGGUUGUAGCCGCAACAACAGCCUCUACCAGCUCAACACCCCUGGGAUCCGCAUCGCCUGCACCGAAAUGGAAUACGUUGUCGGGGAAAACGACCCGGCUGAUUGGCCACCGAGGCGAAAAGGCAUUCAUGCCGGAACACUCUCUAGGAUCAUACUGGCAGGCGGCACUUGAGGGGGCAGACUACAUUGAGCCGGAUCUCGGCCUGACCAAGGAUGGCCACCUCAUUGUCAACCACAAUGAGUACCUGGGUGGGACCACCAAUAUCGCGCAUAUCCCCGAGCUGGCACACUUGAAGAGCAACAAAACGUGGGUUUACGACGUGGAUGGCCGGGAAAAAACCGUCUACAACGAGUGGUUUGUUGCGGAUUUGACGCUGGAACAGAUACGAAUGCUGCGCAUCAAUCAGGCAUCCGAGUACACAUGGAGACCGCAGCACUUUAACGGCUACUUUGGCAUAUUGACAUUCGAGGAGUAUCUUCAGGUUGUGCGCAAUGUGACUAUAGAACUCGGCCGUCCAUUCGGUGUUAUUCCUGAGUUGAAAUCGCCCACGCUGUAUAAUCGCGGCCGCCCAUACGACAGGUACUUUGAGGACCGCGCCAUUCUGACCCUGGAGCACUAUGGGUGGGCCAACAUCACUCGCUGGAUCAACCGCGAUCAGCACAUUGAUCUUCGGCUAUCCGCCAAGCUGCGUCCCCUGGGCGCCGCCGUGCUCGGCCCGUCGGUGUGGCAGAGCUUUGACAUGGACUCAGCACGCUACCUGGCGCAGCACACAGAUGUUCCUGUAGUGGCCUUGGUUGAGCAGCUGCCCUGGGCAUUUACGCCGGCAGGGCUUGAUCGUCUGGCUGGGUUUGCCAAGAUUUUGUCUACCUGGAAGGACAUUUUUGUCGCUGGCCCCGAAGCGUACUUGCGCCACUACAAUAUUACGUGGGAUGAAAAAGAUAUCGAGCAAAUGGGCGGCUUUAUUGCACCCAAGGAUCUGGUUCGCGAGGCCCAUAGCCGCGGUAUCGAGCUAUCCCCGUAUACGUUCUACGACUCGCGCCAGGACAUGGCGUACAUAUGCCAGGACGAUAAUGCGGAGUCAAAGAGCGAGUUUUGUCCCAAAAGUAAGGCCGAAGAGCUGUUUUACUUUUUUGAUAUGGGUGUCGACUACAUGUUUGUUGAAAACAUUGUCGAAGCCAGCACGUUGAGGCUUCAGUACGACAACCAAUUGGCGCAAGCGGCUUGA